CGUCCCACCCCUCCUUUUCCAGGGCUCCCGGUUCCUUAGAAACCAGCCGGCGCGCUCUCCGUAGCCGCGCGGUGGACUCCGCGGCCGGAGCCAUGUUUGAUCAGGACUGUGGGAUGGUCGUAUUCAUGUUGGAGGCUCUUGUGAGGAGAUGAGUUGGUGAACAGAGAAGCCGGCAUGAAGAUGCUCCCAGGAGUGGGCGUGUUUGGGACUGGCAGCUCCGCCCGGGUUCUGGUCCCACUGCUGAGGGCAGAAGGGUUCACUGUGGAGGCCCUAUGGGGGAAGACUGAGGAGGAGGCGAAACAGCUUGCCGAGGAAAUGAACAUUACCUUCUACACCAGCCGAACAGAUGAUGUCUUGCUGCAUCAAGAUGUGGAUCUGGUGUGCAUCAAUAUCCCCCCUCCACUCACCCGGCAAAUAUCUGUGAAGGCUCUAGGUAUUGGGAAGAAUGUGGUUUGUGAGAAGGCAGCAACCUCAGUGGAUGCUUUCCGGAUGGUGACAGCCUCACGCUACUAUCCACAGCUGAUGAGCCUGGUGGGGAAUGUGCUGCGCUUCCUGCCUGCCUUUGUGCGCAUGAAGCAGCUGAUCGCCGAACACUAUGUGGGUGCAGUGAUGAUCUGCGAUGCCCGCAUCUACUCAGGCAGCCUGCUCAGCCCCAACUAUGGCUGGAUCUGUGACGAGCUCAUGGGUGGUGGGGGCCUGCACACCAUGGGCACCUACAUCGUGGACCUGCUUACCCACUUGACUGGCCAAAGAGCCGAGAAGGUCCAUGGGCUCCUCAAGACCUUUGUGAGGCAGAAUGCGGCCAUUCAUGGCAUCCGGCAUGUCACCAGCGAUGACUUCUGUUUUUUCCAGAUGCUCAUGGGUGGGGGAGUGUGCAGCACAGUAACACUCAACUUCAACAUGCCAGGUGCCUUUGUGCAUGAGGUCAUGGUGGUGGGCUCUGCAGGACGCCUUGUUGCCCGGGGAGCUGACCUCUAUGGGCAGAAGAACUCUGCCACACAAGAGGAGUUGCUACUGAGAGACUCGUUGGCUGUGGGCGCAGGACUGCCUGAACAGGGGCCCCAGGACGUCCCGCUGCUCUACCUGAAGGGCAUGGUCUACAUGGUGCAGGCCCUGCGUGAGUCCUUUCAGGGGCAGGGGGACCGUCGCACAUGGGACCACACCCCCGUCUCCAUGGCUGCCUCAUUUGAGGAUGGGUUGUACAUGCAGAGUGUGGUGGAUGCCAUCAAAAGGUCCAGCCGAUCUGGGGAAUGGGAGGCUGUAGAGGUGCUGACCGAAGAACCUGAUGCCAACCAGAACCUGUGUGAGGCAUUCCAGCGGAAUAACCUGUGAGCCUGCACGUGGGCUCCCUGCCACAGGGCAAAGGGGCGAGAGAGGGACCAGGAACAAGAUGGGAGGGCUUGGCUAUAGCAUAGACAGUGUCUUUCAUUUAACAAAUCAGCUUGGGCAGGGUUCAGGUGAAGGCCAACAUGAGCACUCAUUUACUCCUCAGACUUGCAGGAUGGUGAUGUUCCUGUUGCCAUGGCCCAGUGGGCUAGCACCGUGUGCGAGAGGCAGAGCUGCUGCCAGGUCUCUGUAGUUAAUGCUGAUGAGCAGGGCCAGCAAAAGCUUGGCUUGGGGGCUUCUUCAGCCUGUCCGUGAUUGUAACUGGAUGGGGACGCAUAGUAAGGAGCCAGUUUGGCUGAUUCCUCAGGCCUGAGGAGAAAUGACAAGAAGUCUUGUUUCCAUGCCCCUUUUGGGCUUAGGACAUCUCAGGAAUGGUGAGGGCAAGUCAUCCUUCAGGGAUCUGCACCUGCCCUCCGUCUCAUGGGACCAGGCCCUUCCGGCUUUCAGGCUGCCCCUUCUUGAGGGGGGUUCUUCAUUAGGUGGGCUCUCAGGGGGCUGUUGACUAGAGCAGAGGGCCCCUGAUUUGGCAGAGAGGAGACAAGGGAGAGCUCUGGAACAUCUGGUAAAUGUUAAUAAAUAAAACUGACACUAUGGCA
Molecule: messenger RNA, 1982 nt
Organism: Miniopterus natalensis
Lineage: Eukaryota; Metazoa; Chordata; Mammalia; Chiroptera; Miniopteridae
Gene: GFOD2
Product: Gfo/Idh/MocA-like oxidoreductase domain containing 2
Biological process (GO): extracellular matrix organization
Cellular component (GO): extracellular matrix
Molecular function (GO): nucleotide binding
Source: RefSeq, a predicted model, not a curated record